CCACACCUUGCAAUUCUGUGGUGUUCCUGAGUCCACAGCCAUAUCCUCCCACUCGUUUUCUGGUGUGUGUAAGGCUAGAGCAGGCAAGCGAGCGAGCGAGCGAUAGAAUCGAGAGAAGAUGAAGAUGGCUUGCCCUGCCCAAUCCAUGCUCUCUGCAAGCAGCUGCAUGCUCCUCAGGAGCAGCAAGCCCCAGCAGGCCACGAUUCCGCGAGGAGGCAUCAACGGCGGCAACAGGUUCUUGACACUGUCCUGCAAUGCUUCUUCGUCUCCUGACGACUCCGAGUGCAACGACGUGGAGUGCGCCCCGGAGAAGGAGGUCGGGAGCCUGAGCGUGGAGUGGCUGGCGGAGGAGAGGACCAAGGUCGUGGGGACCUUCCCUCCCAAGAAGAAAGGAUGGACCGGCCUCGUCGAGAAGGACACCGCCGGCCAGACCAACAUCUACUCCAUCGAGCCGGCGGUGUACGUGGCGGAGAGCGCCAUCAGCUCCGGCACGGCGGGGACGUCGUCCGAUGGGUCUGAGAACACCGCGGCGCUCACGGGCGGGCUGGCCCUCAUCUUCAUCGCCGGGGCGGCCUCCAUCCUCAUCCAGGUGAGCAAGAACCAGCCGCCGGUGCAGACCACGGAAUACUCCGGCCCGCCUCUCAGCUACUACGUCGCCAAGUUCCAGCCGGCCGCCGCGGCAUUCCCGGUCCAGUCGAGCCCCCCUGUCGUGGAAGCGGCCGCGCCCGAGGAGACGCCUUCUGAUUCACCCACCUUAGAGGCGGAAACUUCGGCAACCGCGGAGCAGCCGUCGUCGUGAGCUGACUAUACUCGGUGAGCGUGAGACGGAAAUAAUCAAAGCAUAAAUUUGAUGUGGAAGACAGGCACGAGCUUGUGUGUUAGCAAUUCGAUACAACGCUAAAGUUUGAAGAGUUUGACAGGCCGUUCUUCACUCAUGUGUUUAAGUCUACUCUUUAUUUUGUAUACGCGGUCUAUGCCGGGUGGUUGGCUUUGGUGUGCGUAAUUGCCAGUUACUUAUCUUGCAUACCAGUUGCAAUCAUGUUACAACAUCUCCAGAUGUCAAAAUAAAAUAAAAUGUUACAACAUCUCCA
Molecule: messenger RNA, 1091 nt
Organism: Triticum aestivum (bread wheat)
Lineage: Eukaryota; Viridiplantae; Streptophyta; Magnoliopsida; Poales; Poaceae
Product: protein MAINTENANCE OF PSII UNDER HIGH LIGHT 1
Exons: 3
Coding region: 119-799 (226 amino acids)
Biological process (GO): regulation of protein complex stability
Cellular component (GO): chloroplast thylakoid membrane
Source: RefSeq, a predicted model, not a curated record